AUGGCAACCAAGCAACCAUUCACUGCCUAUUGCGGCCAACAAGCUUUCACAUCUCUGCAGAACCUAUGGGGCUCCAGAAAUCCUUCCGUGGAACUAGCUCCGCUCCCAGCUACCUCCGCCGAACGCCUCAACUCGACAAAUGCUGAGAAGACCAUUCUAUACCUCGCCUACGGCAGCAAUCUCUCCGCAGAAACGUUCAGCGGCAACCGAGGCGUCAAGCCCAUCUCCGCCUGCAAUGUCCACGUCCCCUCCCUGACCCUCACAUUCGACCUCCCAGGAAUACCCUACACCGAACCCUGCUUCGCCAACACCCGCUACGCUUCACCUCCUCCCAUCUCCACGAGCGACUACCACAAAGACCGGUGGCAUAAAGGUCUGAUUGGCGUCGUCUACGAGGUCACCCCCGAAGACUAUAGAACCAUCGUGGCUACAGAGGGUGGAGGGGCCACCUACCAGGAUGUGAUUGUCCCUUGCUACGCCAUCCCACCUGGGUCUAAAUCCGUACACCAUGUACCGGCGGGAGCUCCAUUUUCCGCGCACACUCUUAUGAGACCUGUACCAUCAGAUGAAGAAAAAGGAGAUAUCAGGACAAAUGAUGGCGUAGUCCGUCCAGACCCCUCCUACGCUCAAGCUUCCGCCCGCUAUUUACGCCUCAUAACAUCUGGCGCGGAAGAGCAUGAGCUGCCGGAGGAGUACAUGGCCUAUCUAUAUAGCCUCCGUCCUUACACCAUCACUUCUGCAAGACAAAGAGCGGGCCAUGCAUUGAUUGCUGCUGUGUGGAUGCCGAUACUGCUAUUUUUGCUCGGGCUUGGCAAAGUGUUCGCGAAUGAUCAAGGGGAAGUACCGAGCUGGUUGGCUAUUAUACUGGGCUUGGUCAUGACGGGUAUGUGGCAGAGCUACGAUAGAGUGUUGAAGAAGAACUUUGGAGAUGGGGAGAGGACUACUGGGGAGGAGAAGAGAGAGGAGGGGGAAUCCGAGUGGUGCGAGAAGAGUGUCAGGCUUGCAUGA
Molecule: messenger RNA, 1008 nt
Organism: Drepanopeziza brunnea f. sp. 'multigermtubi' MB_m1
Lineage: Eukaryota; Fungi; Ascomycota; Leotiomycetes; Helotiales; Drepanopezizaceae
Molecular function (GO): gamma-glutamylcyclotransferase activity
Source: RefSeq, a predicted model, not a curated record